Molecule: messenger RNA, 1586 nt
Organism: Phascolarctos cinereus (koala)
Lineage: Eukaryota; Metazoa; Chordata; Mammalia; Diprotodontia; Phascolarctidae
Source: RefSeq, a predicted model, not a curated record
UGUCAGAGCUGGGAAGAACUUCAGAAGCCAUAUCACUUGGCCCAUACAUGGUCAAGGAUCUCCUCUGUGAAAUACCAGAAGAGUAUUCCUCCAACCUGGCUCUUCAUGUUGGAUUUCUUGGUUUUCUGCUUCUAAUCCUCACAUCCUUAAUUUUCCCAAGCAGGAAGGCAAGGCUUUGUGGUAACAACAUUUGUAUCAUGAAAUCCUAUUGAUUUGAGGGAAGGCAAAUCAAGUUCAAGGAAAGAGCAAUUCAUGUUACUUACCUUUCAUAAAUUUUGUCCUCUUGGUGACUAUAAGAUAGUGGAAAUAUAAGUCUACAAAACCAGAUAAUUCAGUCAAUUCCACUGGGGAGAAUAUCUGCUCUCAUUGUCAUUUUUCAUUAUGUAAAAACUGGGUUUUACCCAUAGAGUGAUACCACAUAUAAUGCCACCCAGCUAAUUGAUCAAAUUUUCACUUUUUAAUUAUUUGUUUAGACAUUUUGUAGGUGCAAACUCAUCUGACUGCAGGAGGUGAAAAAUGAUCAGAGGAUGGAAGUUAAUGAAAGCUCAGGAGGAUAUUUCAUCUUGAUGGGCUUUUCUGACCAACCUCAAUUAGAGUUGAUCCUUUCGGUAUUUGUCUCUGUGUUCUACACCAUUACAUUGAUGGGCAACAUGACAAUUAUCAUCUUGUCUUUUCUGGACUUUCGGCUCCUCACUCCUAUGUACUUCUUCCUCAGAAACCUCUCGGUCUUGGACAUCUGUUUCACAACCAGCAUUGUCCCCCAAAUGCUGAUGAACAUCUGGGGGCAUAAUAAGAGAAUCAGUUAUAUUGGCUGCUUGGUCCAAUACUCAGUAGCUUUGGCUCUUGGAUCUACUGAAUGUGUGCUUCUUGCUGUGAUGGCUGUGGACCGCUAUGUUGCUGUCUGCUGGCCCCUGCGCUAUGCCACCAUCAUGCAUUCUCGGCUCUGCCAUCUCCUGGCAGCUGCUUCCUGGUUCUCAGGCUUUGUUAAUUCACUCCUUCAGUCAUCUUUGGCCAUGGUGUUGCCAUUGUGUGGCCACCGCCAGGUAGACCAUUUCCUUUGUGAGUUGCUUGUUAUUAUUAAGCUAUCUUGUGUGGACACUAGGUCAAUGGACUCUAAAAUGUUCAUUGCUCGCCUGAUCAUUCUGGCCAUCCCUGUCUCUAUCAUCCUCACUUCAUAUGCUUGCAUUGCUUGGGUAGUGGCAAAGAUUCGCUCAGCUGAGGGACAGAGGAAGGCUUUUGGGACCUGUGCCUCACACUUGAUGGUGGUUUCAUUGUUCUAUGGGACUAUCAUGUCAUUGUAUCUUCAGCCCAAGAACAAUUAUUCUCAAGGCCAAGUCAAGGUCCUGGCCCUUAUCUAUACCAUUAUAGCUCCCACCCUCAACCCUUUGAUAUAUACACUGAGAAAUAAAGAUAUAAAUAAGGCAAUUAAGAAAGUAAUGGGGAAAGAUCAAACCUAAUGAGUUAUAAAAACUGGAAAUAAUUAGAUCAUAUAUUUAAAAGUAGAUGGUUCCAUAGAAACUCUUUGGUCAUCCCCUCCCCCCAACACUUUUCAUAGAUAAGGAAAUUAGGACCUAGAGAGCUUAAGU